This is a messenger RNA of Cicer arietinum (chickpea), 1747 nucleotides long. RefSeq lists its product as uncharacterized. The record is from RefSeq and is marked predicted. NCBI's taxonomy places the organism in Eukaryota, Viridiplantae, Streptophyta, Magnoliopsida, Fabales, Fabaceae.
AAUCCAUAUUCGAUGAAUCACCGACGAAGACUCUAGAACGAUCAGAAUUGUGUGUAGCUAGCGGUGGUUAGUUACGGUGGCAGUUUCGUUUUUUGUUUCUAGUGCGAAACCGUUUUGGUGAUUUAUGUGAAGAUUCGACUGGAUCCAGAAUUUCGAGGUUGAUUAUUCGAUGGCGUAUAGAAGGAGACAGUAUGGGACUUCAAAGUCUUCUCCUGCGAUUUUCGAAGACGAAUCAUUUCGAAACCCUAAUCCAAUUUCACCUUCUUUUUCUUCGACUAAUGAAGGCGUUGACGUUUCUUCUUCGUCUUCGCUUGCUGCUAAAGCUAUCAGAGCUUCUUCCGCGCGUCGCGAUUCUUCUCUCUCUUCUCUUUAUGGUCACUCCAAUCUCUCCUCUCCUCGUUCUCAACCUACUCCUACUGCUCCUCCAUCCUCCAAGGAUCCAAGAGCAUAUGAAUAUACAUCUAUGAAAAGAUUGGAUGAAUCCAAAAAUGGAUUUUGGGGUGUUCUAGCCAGAAAAGCAAAAUCAAUUAUUGAGGAUGACAGUUUAAGCAAGCAAUCUGAAAUACCUGGGACAACAUGGUCACAAUUUCCUGGUGUAACAUCUAGGGGCAAGGUCCAAAAUUCGAAUCACAUAGAGGAGGGCAAUCUCAAAAGGGACAGUCCGACAAUUACAAAGGGAUUAAAUGCGAUCACGUCGUCUCUUACUCAUAUUGGUGGCACCAUUGGUAAAUCUUUGGAGGAAGGUUUUACAAUUGUUGAAAAUCGGACUUCAGAUAUCAUUCAGGAAACCCGUAAACACAUCAGGAAAAAGCCUGGAAACUUUAUAGGACAAAACCAGGAAACAAAUCAUUCUACUAAGUUGCAAGAACCCCAGUUGCGGACCCAGAUGUCGCCAAUGCAAACAGACCAAGACCUUCAGCUGAAAGCAUCUCGCGACGUUGCAAUGGCAAUGGCUGCCAAAGCAAAAUUGCUUCUUCGGGAGUUGAAGACUGUCAAGGCUGAUCUGGCGUUUGCAAAGGAUCGAUGUGCUCAACUAGAGGAAGAAAAUAAAACCCUCCGUGUAAAUCGCGAAAGGGGAGGUAGCCAAGACGAUGAUGAUUUGGUACGACUUCAACUUGAAACUCUUCUAGCUGAGAAAGCUCGCUUGGCCCAUGAGAACUCAGUUUAUGCCCGUGAGAAUCGCUUUCUGAGGGAGGUUGUUGAAUAUCAUCAGCUUACAAUGCAGGACGUUGUCUACUUAGAUGAGAACAACGAAGAAGUCUCUGAAGUUGAUCCUCUUAACCUAUCCCCAGUGUCUAUUAUGUCCCUAGAUUCCAUAACUCCGCCUGCAACAUCCCUAUCAUUGCCUUCAGAAGCCAACGUUGGUGUGGGUUCAGAGUUAACAAGAAGCAUUUCAUGUCCCACAUCUGGGAAGAAUGUAGAGAUUUCUGAGGUGAUUGUAAAGGAUUCAACGAGCUCUGAAGUAAGAAGUAUCUCUUCUAUCGCUGGAAAGGAUGCAAAAUGACAUGUAAAACUUCUACUACGUAUGUGACGGAAUGCACCGUUUUUGAUGCCUUUGUGAUCUGUUAUUUAUAUAUGUUGCUCGUUUUAUACAUCGUGGGUGACAAGCUUGAUGUAAUUUUGUACCUUAUAUUGUGUAACUUAAGUGUUUUUUUUUUUGGUUAUAGCACCUGCAUAUAUAUAACCUAAAUUGGUUAUUUUCUGUAUAGCAAGCAAUAUUUGCCAAAAGCCAAAAAAAUGAUUCUGU